Molecule: messenger RNA, 330 nt
Organism: Gongylonema pulchrum
Lineage: Eukaryota; Metazoa; Nematoda; Chromadorea; Rhabditida; Gongylonematidae
Source: the annotation of a GenBank genome assembly
AUGGUGGACCAUGAACUUAAGCUAAGAGUACCAUACAAUGCCACAUAUUUGACGACAGAGCCAAGCGGUUCUGGCUUCUCGAACUGGAUGCAGACUAAUAUAGCAGCGGCAGUCGCAGAUACCGGUAGCGUGGAUGAAAUUCAUCGAGGAGCAAUGGAAGAUGAAGCGCAGCGGUCGUUUGACGUCAGUGCUGUGAACUUUCCAACGGAUCUGGAGAACGUGGCAGUGCCCAAUAAGCCAUUUUUAACGCCCUCAAGCAUGGCUAAUGUUAUCCAGAAUGAUGAGUUACAUCAUCUUUCUAGGAAGGAACCAACAUUCGACAAAUUUUAG